AUGACCGUCUCCAAUCUGGACUAUGACGCAGCCAAGUACGCUUUUCCGCCAUCUUUCACCCGCCGUUUCGGGGAUCAGAGAUGUCUGCCUGGACGUAUGGCUAGGUUUGAGUGCAUGGUUAUUGGAGUGCCGGAGCCAGAAGUGGAAUGGCAAAAAGAUGGCUUCCCUCUGAAGUGGGGACCCAAGUACAAGAUGGGUCGCGAGGGACACACCGCUAUCCUGGUGGUGGAGAACGCCGAUACCAUCGAUGAGGGAACCUACACUUGCACUCUCUUCAAUGACGCAGGAAAGGCUUUCUGCUCGGCUCAGCUUAAAGUGCAAGAGGAGCGUUCCCGCCAGUCUUUGCCCAGAUUCAUUUCGCCAGCUUUUGGAGUGGAGGGAUUCCGGGCUUCUCCCAAGCCUGCUAGAAAAUCGUCUCUCGGUCGGACAAUCGCCCCCGAAGACAAAAUCCCCUCAAUGCCCAUCGACAAGCCAGUGCUGCUUGAGGUCAAGCCAAAUGCUGCCAAGCUGUCCUGGAUGCCCGCGCCGACCGCCAUGUUGCCCGACAACGCCCAAAGGAUCACCUACACCAUUGAGGGACGGGAGUUGCCAAGCAAGAACUGGGUCAGGUGAGAAUAGCAGGCAGAC
This is a messenger RNA of Aplysia californica (California sea hare), 627 nucleotides long. Its product is annotated as protein sax-3. The coding region runs from base 1 to 612 and encodes 203 amino acids. The transcript has 5 exons. NCBI's taxonomy places the organism in Eukaryota, Metazoa, Mollusca, Gastropoda, Aplysiida, Aplysiidae. The record is from RefSeq and is a predicted model, not a curated record.